GACCUGAGCAGCAGCUACUACAAUGACUACGUCAAGAAUAUACUAAAGAAGAAGAAGCCUUCCAAAACCAGUACAAGCACAGAGAAGCCCACACUGGUGGAGAGGAUAACUGAUGCUGUGAAGUCCUACAUCUACAUACCAGAGGAAGUUUUCCGGUUUCCCCUGAAGCUGGCGAUAUCUGGAGUAGUGUCAUUUACCGCUCUUUACCAGAUGGCUUUGGUGUUUGUGACCAGCGUGGUGCCGACGCUCCAGAUUGUCCGUCAAGGCAUCAACGAAGAUAUCGCCUUCCUACUGGCCGGUUUCAACAUCAUAUUAUCAGAGGACAGGGCCGAAGUGGUCCGGAUAGUGGUCUACUACAUGUGGUGUGUAGAAGUGUGCUACCUCUCUGCGAUGACCCUGUCCUGCUCAGUGAACCUGGUCAUGCUCAUGAGGUCCAUGGUCCUGCACCGGUCUAACCUAAAGGGGCUGUAUAGAGGAGACAUCUAUAAUGUAUAUAACUGCCAGAGGAGUAUCAGACCAUCUCGUCCUGCCCUGGUCUGCUGGAUGGGAUUCACCAGCUUCCAGGCUGCUCACAUCUGCUUAGGUAUGCUGAUCCAGACCAUAGUGUUCUUCCUGUGUCUGCUGAUCGCUGUGUUCCUCAUCAUCAUCCCCAUCUUCCACGGACAGAACCUCAUGCUCUUCAAGGUCCUGGGGAACAUGUGGCCGUUCUGGUUGAUGCUGUUCUCAGUUGUCGUGGUCCAACAUGUCACCACCAGGUUCUGCUUCAUUAAGAAGUCUGCAGGGACACGGGACCUCCACAACAG
Molecule: messenger RNA, 803 nt
Organism: Oncorhynchus gorbuscha (pink salmon)
Lineage: Eukaryota; Metazoa; Chordata; Actinopteri; Salmoniformes; Salmonidae
Product: receptor for retinol uptake stra6-like
Exons: 8
Biological process (GO): vitamin A import into cell
Cellular component (GO): plasma membrane
Molecular function (GO): retinol transmembrane transporter activity; signaling receptor activity
Source: RefSeq, a predicted model, not a curated record